UCUGCACCAUGAGCCAUAAUAGUUGUACUGAAGUUCUAAGCAAUUUUUCUUGUGUUUAUACAGUUGAUUUAGUGCCUGACUGUGGACUGUUUGUUUUGAGAUAGGUGACAUGUCAGCAGCAGUGCCAAAUGUUACAUUGAAAAUUGAUCUUCAGGAUCUUCAGAUCCAGACAUUUACAGUGGAGAAGCUGUUGGAACCAUUGAUAAUUCAGGUUACCACAUUAGUGAAUUGUCCACAAACUCCUUCUAAUAAGAAAAAAGGAUGUUCCAAAAGAGCCCGUGUCCUCUUAGCUUCUGUGGAAAAAGCUACUUGGAAUCUAUUGGACAAAGGAGAGAAAAUUGCUAAGGAAGCCAUUGUAUUUAAGGAGGAACUUAAUGCAGCACUUAAUGAUGUUCGUAAAGAAAGUGAAGCUUUAAGUGCAUCAGCAAGGGAAUUUACCAAUGAUCCCUGUUAUCUGCCUAAAAGGAAAGCUGUUGUUCAAGCAGCACGAUUCCUUCUGGCUGCUGUCACUAGGCUUCUGAUUCUGGCAGACAUGAUUGAUGUGGUAUACCUAUUGCAACAUUUAACAGUGUUUCAAAGAACAUAUGAGUCUCUACGAAACGUGUCUAGUACAUCUGAACUACAGAAAACCUACCAGAAGCUUGGGAAAGAUCUGGAAAAUCUAGAUUAUUUGGCCUACAGACGUCAACAGGAUUUGAAAUCUAGCAAUCAACGAGAUGAAAUUGCAGCAGCACGUGCUUCUCUGAAGGAAAAUUCGUCUCUUCUACAUUCAAUUUGUUCAGCUUGUUUGGAACAUUCAGAUGUUGCAUCCCUUAUAGCCAGCAAGGACUCAAUUUGCAAUGAAAUACAGAGCGCUCUCAAUGUCAUUUCUAAUGCUUCUCAAGGAAUUAGAAAUCAAAAGGUUCAUCCUACAUCUCAUUCAGCUAUGCUAGGAAGUGCACUUGAUGAGCUUGAGAGUUUAAUCAUAUUGGAUCCACUUACAAUGAAUGAAGAAAAAAUAAGGCCAUCACUAGAGAAAUGUUUGGAAGGGAUUAUCAGUGGGGCAGCACUGUUAGCUGACUCUUCCUGCACGCGUGACUUUCAUCGAGAACAAAUAAUCGCAGAGUGCAACGCCAUCCGCCAAGCUCUCCAAGAUCUUCUGUCUGAAUACAUGAAUAAUGCUGACAAGAAAGAAAAGAGUAAUGCCCUGAAUAUUGCAAUAGAUAAUAUGUGCAAGAAGACAAGAAACCUUCGCAGACAGCUUCGGAAAGCUAUUAUAGAUCAUGUCUCAGACUCCUUCUUGGAUACCACUAUUCCACUUCUAGUUCUCAUUGAGGCUGCUAAAAAUGGAAGAGAAAAGGAAAUAAAGGAAUAUACUGUGAUAUUUCAAGAACACACCAGCAGGCUUGUGGAGGUGGCUAAUCUUGCUUGUUCACUGUCAACUAAUGAAGAUGGAAUUAAAAUUGUCCAAAUGGCAGCUAAUCGCAUAGAGACUUUGUGCCCACAGGUUAUUAAUGCAGCUUUAGCUCUUGCUGCCAGACCAAAAAGCCAGGUGGUAAAAAACAGCAUGGAAAUAUAUAAGAGCACAUGGGAGAAUCACAUACAUGUUCUUACUGAAGCUGUGGAUGACAUUACAAGCAUUGACGAUUUUCUUGCUGUAUCAGAAGGCCACAUUCUGGAGGAUGUAAACAAGUGCAUCCUUGCACUGAGAGAACAGGAUGCUGAUGAUUUAGAUCGUGCUGCUGGUGCCAUCCGAGGGCGUGCUGCAAGGGUGGCUCAUAUUGUCUCUGGUGAAAUGGAUAGUUAUGAGCCUGGGGUUUACACUGGAGGAGUGAUGAAAAAAGUUCAUUACUUGACAAAUACUGUGAUUCCAGAGUUUGUUACUCAAGUCAAUAUUGCACUGGAGGGCUUAAGCAGGAACACAAUGCAUCAGUUUGAUGACAAUCAGUUUGUGGACAUCUCAAAGAAGGUCUAUGAUACAAUUCAUGACAUCAGAUGUUCAGUCAUGAUGAUUCGGAGCCCCGAGGAAUUGGAAGAUAUAUCGGACCUUGAAGAAGACUAUGAUGCACACAGUCGUAUCAGUGUUCAAACUGAAGGGAAAACUGACAGGGCUAAGAUGACUCAACUGCCAGAGGCUGAAAAAGAAAAGAUAGCUGAGCAAGUGGCUGACUUCAAGAAAGUCAAAAGUAAGCUUGAUGCAGAGAUUGAAAUAUGGGAUGAUACCAGCAAUGACAUCAUUGUUUUGGCUAAGAGGAUGUGUGUGAUUAUGAUGGAGAUGACAGACUUCACAAGGGGUAGAGGCCCACUGAAGAAUACAUCUGAUGUGAUUAACGCGGCAAAGAUGAUUUCAGAGUCUGGAUCCAGGAUGGAUGUGCUGGCACGACAGAUUGCCAACCAGUGUCCAGAUCAAUCAUGUAAACAUGAUGUAUUGGCUUACCUGGAACAGAUCAAGCUCUAUUGUCACCAGCUUAAAAUCUGCAGUCAAGUUAAAGCAGAAAUCCAGAAUCUCAGUGGAGAGCUCAUCAUGUCUGCUUUGGAUAGUGUCACUUCACUAAUUCAGGCUGCCAAAAACUUAAUGAAUGCUGUGGUGCAGACAGUGAAGAUGUCCUACAUUGCCUCCACUAAGAUCAUCAGAAUUCAAAGUCCUACUGGCCCACGACAUGCUGUUGUGAUGUGGAGGAUGAAAGCUCCAGAAAAGAAGCCCCUGAUUAAAAGAGAGAAGCCAGAGGAAAUCUAUGCAGCUGUCAGAAAAGGUUCUGCUAAGAAAAGGAUCCAUCCUGUUCAAGCUAUGAGUGAAUUUAGAGGGAGAGAUAUAAUCUAAAAUUACUAUUCUGUGCACAUUUCAUACCUUGCAACUGCUCAUAUGGCAUCUUUAUUUUUCCACCUGUUUAAUUCUAUAAGUAUGCUAAUGUUUGGAAAUUCUCUUCUUUUUUAUGUUUAACAUUAACUGUAAGGUAUUUCAUCUUUAAAAAAAGAUAUUUAAAAUGCAGAUUUGAUUAGUUAAUGGUACACAAUUUAAAAUAAUCUUUUAAAAAUCAUCUUAUUUUAUUGCUCACUCUCCUUACAAUGCCUUUUUUUUUCCUUCUUUUAUUUUUGCAGCUCAGCAUUUUGAAUGAUAGGUUAGGAUGCUGUGUUAUAAUGAGAGUUAGCUUUCAUGUAAUUGAAAGGCAAGGAACAAGGAGUCAAAUUCAUCCCUGGCGUAACUCUUGACUUCAGUGGGGUUACACCAGAGAUGAAUGUGGCCUGACAGUUUUAUAUUCAGAGUGCUUUAAGACAUACAGGCUUCUGUGGGUAGUGUAUAUUGGGCCACCUCCUUGGCUGGCAUAAAUCAAAGGAAAUGUUCUGAGUUACACCACAUAGGGAUCUAGCCCAUUCACUUAUCUAAAUUGAAAGACAUUUUAAAAAGAUUUUUUUUCAUAAACGUUAGAUAUAAACAGAAAUGGAAUAAAAGUUUUAAAAUAUUUGGCAGAACAAAAGGUGGAUUGUAACAACGUAAUGAUAAAAUAGAGCUGGUUGUAAUGAAACUGUAGCAAGAGUAAUAACUCAAAGUUUCAAAGAUCUCUUUCAGUUUUAAAUAUUAAUCCACAUUCUGCUUCCUGGCCUGCUCUAUGAUUGUUACUCAUCUUCAUAAAUCCUAAUAAAUCUGGUAAUAACUAAAUUAUUUUAGAAUAUUUUGUUAAAAGAUAGAGGAAAAGAAAGAAAUCAUGUUAAAUCAUGGAGAAACAUAUGACUAGUCCUGACGUCAAAGAGAGGUGCAAACGUUCAGGAAGUACCCUAUAAAUAUCAGUCUUUUCAAGAUAACUGCAGUGGAUUAAACUACUUGACCAUGGCACCACAGUCCCAAACAACACAACUGUCUAGCUGGUAGCCAGCUUGUUAAAUUACUAUUACAGCAUAUUUCAAAGUAUGUCAUGAAGCUAAUAGUUACUUAGGCGCUUAAAUACCUUUGAAAAUCUGGGCUUCAUUCCCAUGGAUCUAGGGAGGUAGCUAAAUGUCUUUGAGAAUCUGGGCCUCAUUCCCAUGGAUCUAGGGAGGUAGCUAAAUGUCUUUGAGAAUCUGGGCCUCAUUCCCAUGGAUCCAGGGAGGUAGCUAAAUGUCUUUGGGAAUCUGGGCCUCGUUCCCAUGGAUCUAGGGAGGUAGCUAAAUGUCUUUGGGAAUCUGGGCCCGUGUGGCUACAGAGAUGAGAUGAAAGAGGUAAGGGGCAGCUGGAACCAGCUUGCCUCAUCACCCCCACAAAGCGUUUAAUGAUGAAAAGAGCAGCCCAUAGAACUUAGCAGGGCGAAUGGGCACCUGUCAUUCCUCGUAGUUCUAGGGAGAACGGGCUCAGCUGUAUAGGACAUUCUCGGAGUUUUGCAUUUUGGAACUCAAAGCUCCAACUGGUAUUUCAGGUUUUCUUCCAGUCCCUGAGAGCAGAACUGUAAAAGGUUAAGUUUGUGCAUCUACCACCAGGGGUCACAUGGACAUAUGUAUUGUCUUGUCAAUAAAGUCAGGCAUUUGUUAUGGGUCACUUUGGUAUCAGAUGUUUGUGAUUAAUGCAUUAAUCAUGACUUCAGGGAUCAUAUUAAUAGAAAGCAUGUGGCACACCCCUAAGAGCAUUACUCUGAUUUUGUGUGUCCUGAUUAAAGUCUCCAGUACUAGUCACAUGUGGAAUAGAUGUUGAGUCACUUUAUACACAGUAUGCUCACAACUACACACCACACUGAAAUUAAAAACAUGGCCUGAGACAGUUGCAUGAAAGCGAGUUUACAAAAAGAGUUCUAAUGGGAAACCUGGCACCUUAACUUCAGAUUAAAAACACUCUUAUUGUUAGCGAAAACAGAUGUUGAAACCUUAGGGCCAGAUUGUACCUACAAUCCCAUCUCAUGUUGGAGGCUCUAGGAGAAGCUCUGAAAGGCAGUGUGUCUCAAAAGCCUUAUGGCAGGACAGCCACACUACCACCCUUUAGGAGAGUGCACUGUGCUGUUUUCCACAGAACUAUUGCGUCUCCUCCCUCUACCCAUUUGAGGUAACUAGAGCCUACAGAAACACUAGCAGGGAUCAGUUCUUGUACUUGAAAUGAUGGAUGAUACCACUAGGGUGUGGAAAGGGAGACAAAAAUCUCCUCAUGUCCUCCUAAUUUGCAUACCUGCAUUGUAGCCAUUCACCAUCUGGCCCUUUCUAUGCUCUUGCAACCCUACCAAUCCUAGUAUGUUUAAAGAAAAGGAGUUUUAAAAAAAGAGUAUGUUUUCACUGCUUAUUUUCCUCCACCAUAGUGUAAGUCCAUGUUUGCUGGUAUGCUUUACUUUUGAAAUAGACAGGCAGAGUGCCCACACAUGCUUAAUAAGAAGGGCAUCAUGGAUCAAAGAUUGGCAGGUGUAUUUAUAGACUGCAAGUACCAAAAAGAGAUGGGUUUUUAUCAAU
Molecule: messenger RNA, 5379 nt
Organism: Gopherus evgoodei (Goodes thornscrub tortoise)
Lineage: Eukaryota; Metazoa; Chordata; Testudines; Testudinidae
Gene: CTNNA3
Product: catenin alpha 3
Biological process (GO): cell migration; cell-cell adhesion
Cellular component (GO): fascia adherens; adherens junction
Molecular function (GO): cadherin binding; actin filament binding; beta-catenin binding
Source: RefSeq, a predicted model, not a curated record